AUGAUCUGGCUGAUGCGGCUGAAUCAAUCCGGAAGCGGCAACAGCUUCUGGGCCUGGCUGCUCUACUCGCGGUACUCGCAUCUGCUCCGCAUUGCUGGCAUUGUCACGAUGCUGGUGGGCAUUGCGCACUACAUCGCCUGCGUGUGGAACGUCUUGCUCGAAAAAGGCGGCGACUUGAGUGACGAGUCUGCUUCCUGGCAGGAGCAGUACUCCGCGAGCUUCUACUCCGCGCUGUUGUUGCUACAAGGCGAGGCCGUGCCGACUGAUACUGCUGGUCAAAAUCUGUUCGCGUCGCUCUCUGUCCUUGUGGGUUCCAUCGUACUUGCUGUCAUCUUCGGUCACGUCGCCAUCCUCGUGUCGAAUUUCAACGCGAAUUUCACGAACUACCAACGCAAGAUGGAGGCUGUUUUCGCCAUGACCGCUAAACUCCAACUGCCUCCUUCACUACGAGAGCGUAUCCACGAGUACUACGAGCACUUGUGGCACGAAUACGAGUGUUUAGACGGUGAGAUUGUCCAAUUCUCCAAGGAAUUAUCCCACACGCUCGGACUGGAGGUCGUGCUCUUCAAGUACAUGGAGCUGGUCAUGCACGUCCCCUUCUGGAAGGACUGCACGCCCGAUUUCCAGAAGCAGUUGAUACUGCGGCUCGAUGUACGCGUCUAUCUCCCCAACGACUUCAUUAUGCGGGAAGGCGAGGUGGAUGACGAGUUUUACAUGGUGAACCGCGGCUACUGCGAGCUCAGUCGCGCUCUGCAUCGCUUUGAGCGGAUCUCCAACACCAUGAUUGGACUGACCGGGCGGAGCAACGGUGGCAUGACAGGCCGUCGUCGGUACUCAGGGCUGACUGGAGUGAGUCUCAACGACGGCCAUCGACAGUCGGCGUACGAGCUGGACCCAGCUCAGCGUCGGUACUACAGCAGCACUGGCCGUCGAACCGCCAGAGCGUACGAGAUCAUGAUAACAAGAGGCCAAGCGUUCGGAGACCUGGCGCUGUUGAUGAACUACCAGCGAGCAGCCAAUGUGCGCGCCAUCACCCACGUCGAGAUGUGCGUGCUCAGUCGCGACAACUUCCAGGCAGUCCUCACCAAGUACCCGGACGACCGACGGCGCGUGGUUGUGGACAUGCUCACGUCGUACAUGCAGAGCUACGAGAUGACACACUCGCGCUGUCCACUGCUUGAGCUUGUGCGUAAAGUUUACAGCGCCGAGGCGAUCGCUGAGGCGUGUGCGAAAGCUGGAUCGGCUCCACCAAAACUGGGGGUGACGUGA
Messenger RNA from Phytophthora sojae, 1269 nucleotides. RefSeq lists its product as hypothetical. The record is from RefSeq and is a predicted model, not a curated record. NCBI's taxonomy places the organism in Eukaryota, Oomycota, Peronosporomycetes, Peronosporales, Peronosporaceae. The transcript has 3 exons. The coding region runs from base 1 to 1269 and encodes 422 amino acids.